This is a messenger RNA of Suillus bovinus, 1047 nucleotides long. RefSeq lists its product as uncharacterized. NCBI's taxonomy places the organism in Eukaryota, Fungi, Basidiomycota, Agaricomycetes, Boletales, Suillaceae. The transcript has 6 exons. The record is from RefSeq and is a predicted model, not a curated record. Bases 1 to 1047 code for a protein of 348 amino acids.
AUGCAGGAACUGAAAGAGCAAGAUACUCUCCAACUCCAUGAUGGACUCAUAGGACUCUCAGAUGAAAAUGAGACCCAGGGUAUCAAACGAGAAGCCGCAGUUGCUAGCCCUCCCAAAGGGAAAAAACAGGUUUCAAGUUUGGCUCUCGUCAAGGAUUUGCCUGGCAAGCCCCCAGCUCGUCAAGCCAAGUGCAUGAAGAAACCUGGCAACAACGAUCUCCCAGAUGGUGUUGAACAAAAUCUGUGGUGCCAUGUCUUUGUUUCUACUUACAUGCAAUAUGUUGCAACUCUGGCUAACCCCUGGGAGGUUCCCUCCAAGUUGGCCUGCCAGAAAUUUCAGGUGAUCUGGGACACAAUUUUUCUCAACAUCUCGUGCACAGUCACGAGCACGAGCACUGUGUAUCUCAUAACUGUCCAGCGUGUUGCUGACUCCUAUCGAAGCUUCAUCAGCUCAGCAGCCAUUGCAAUCGUCAUCACAUACCUCGAGUCCCAGGACACACUCAAGCACUCGAAUGAUAAUCUCGUUGAAUUCACUACUUAUGCGCUGGACAAGCUUCACUUCUUGUACAAGAAGGCAAAUGGUGAUGAUAAAUCUAAGUUCUGUGGCCUUUAUCAAGGUGUCUUCAUGGUGCAAAUGUUUGGCGCUUGCAAGAUACAUGGACUACUAGACAAGCCAGGAGAAGACUUGAAUCCUGCUGGGGGUCUAGCACUGUCAUGUGCUGCAGUUGAACGAGCAUUGACGCUUAUCACUACUCAUACCAUAACCAUUGAAAUGGUUCUCGCUGUCAAGGGCAAAUCUAUACCCUUGCCAAAGAUGCUCAAUCACUCAACCGGCAAAGUCUCCAAUUGCCAAAUGGGCCUCAAUGACGUCACCUGGGGUUCUUCCAUGCGCUCAUAUGAAUUUUCCAAGAAGAGCCAUCAUUCUGGCAAUGAUAGAGCCGUUGAUGAUGCUGUGGAUGAUGAAGACUUCGACGAACACGCCCAGCUUGUGGACAUCUCAGAGUCCGAGUCUGGGUCCGAAGACUCAGAUAGCUCUGACAUGGAGUAG